AUGAUGUGGGGCUUUCAUUCGCCGUGCAAUCCUGAAACGUCCCAGGGGUUUGCAGUGUUGAUCAUUGCAAAGAAGAAAGUCAGACACCCUGUGAGCCAGCGUUUGCGGCUCACCUUCUGGGUUCCCUUGGGCGGGGUGCCAGAUUUGCAUUGGGUAGAGGUUCCUGUAAAGGAUGUGCAAAAGCCCAAGCGAACAACUACCAUGCGAAUCCCCGUGGUGCUUGUGCAUGAGUGUGCCUUGGGCCUACGACACUGGAACCAUUGUUUCGUGUUCAAGCUUGGAGCCUGA
Cladocopium goreaui is the source of this 288-nucleotide messenger RNA. The record is from the annotation of a GenBank genome assembly. NCBI's taxonomy places the organism in Eukaryota, Dinophyceae, Suessiales, Symbiodiniaceae.